AUGCCUUCACGUUUCUCUUCGUUCUCUUCUAAUUUCCACUCAACUGGUUUGCGCAGGUCUUCCGAUGAGCGCAAGUUCGAUGAAAAUCCAGCAAACUUUAGGGAUACUCGAAAUGAUGAGAUCAAUUCCCUUUUAGAACGCUAUGGGGCCAGAAAACCCUCUGUUACCAAAAGCCCACCCCAAAGCUCAUUCGAGCAGCGUCGACAACAGCAGCUGGUUACGGAUAGUGGAUUGAGUAAGACACGACGAGAAAACGAGAGGGCAGGUGUAGGAUCAAUGGUGGUCGGCGGCUCCAAUUUGUUUGGUUCAGGUGUCUGCAGCACCUCUUCCAGAGUUCCUGAUCGAAAAAAUGUGUCUAGUGCCGCUAAAGAUACUCAGGAGAUCAAUCAUAACGAAUUCAUGAACAGGCUACUUGUAGCUCAUAAUCGCGUCGACGACCUACUUCGAUCUAGAGGAUUGAGUGCAGAGGACGAAUCCAAAUAUCUCAGAGCUUGGACGGAAAUACCCAUCGUACGAGCUCGAUAUUGCAGGAGAGCACGAACACCAAGCACGAGUUCGAGCGAUUCAGGUCUCUCGACGGACAAUGGCAGCGAAAGAAGCAGCUCGAUUGCAAAUAAAAAGGAGGAUAUCAUUUGCGAACAUCAGUUCGUACGACCCGAAACCUGUCUCUCAUGCUCUAAAACCUUUCAUUCUCAUCAACCGCGUUCGAAAGCAUAUUUUUCCUGUAGGGAACAUCGUGAUAAAUCGACAACAGCUGUGCUUCCCCUUGACGAAGGACCAGUGUUCAAAGCGACCUCCAAAGUACUAGCUGCUGUUCCACUACGAGAUAAACCAGUCGAAUUUGCUUGCGUAUUUUUUGCACAUGAGACCUCAUCUUCCUCGAACUUUUCAAAAUCCAGGGAGGAGUACCAGGAAGUAAAGAAGAGCCUGCACUCAUCGAUAAAAGCUGAAAAGCAGAUGAGAGUUCAACCAAGUUCUGUAGGGUUGCAACCUGCAACCACACAGAAGCGAACAUGCAAAUUUCAAAAAGACCAGUCACCUGUUAGUCAAGCGGAGGAACAGGGAAAGGUUGCAGCUACAAAGCCUGUGACCAUUAUGACUAUUUUACAACAACAAAGGGCUGUUCUGGCCAAUCUUGAGCGCAAACCAUGUUCUAUUUUGCCCUGCUCAGCUGACAUUUCCAUUCAACAUUGCAGCUUUUAUAAAGGUUCCAUGAGGGCUGUAGGCAAACCAGAAAGAAACGUCAGAAUGAACUUGCGCCUUACCGAACGAGCACCGAAUAAGUGUUUGACAAAGAUCUCGCUUCCUACGACACCUCGAUCGUUGUACGCAUAUCUGCGAGUACCACAAAAGCCACCUAGCGUGAACCGCAAGAAGAACGUUCAUAUGGUGAAACGAGGGUUUAAAGUUGGUAAACUUGAUCUUUCAUCGAUAUUAGGCUCACCAAAAAAGACUAAGCAACAGAAGAAGGUUAACCGUCUGGUCAUUCCCGAGUUUCUGCUGAACAGUGACGCUAUGGAGGAUCCUAAGAAUGAUAGAAAUCAAAUGAAAGAAAUGGGUGCUCACAAAGGCAACAGUGUUGAACCAAAGGAAGCAUUUCUACCGAAGCGAUCCUCAAUUCGAUUAGCCUAA
This is a messenger RNA of Haemonchus placei, 1632 nucleotides long. The record is from the annotation of a GenBank genome assembly. NCBI's taxonomy places the organism in Eukaryota, Metazoa, Nematoda, Chromadorea, Rhabditida, Trichostrongylidae.